Colletotrichum karsti is the source of this 903-nucleotide messenger RNA. Its product is annotated as glycosyl hydrolase family 16. Gene Ontology annotation, biological process: carbohydrate metabolic process. The transcript has 2 exons. Gene Ontology annotation, molecular function: hydrolase activity, hydrolyzing O-glycosyl compounds. The record is from RefSeq and is a predicted model, not a curated record. NCBI's taxonomy places the organism in Eukaryota, Fungi, Ascomycota, Sordariomycetes, Glomerellales, Glomerellaceae. Bases 1 to 903 code for a protein of 300 amino acids.
AUGACCCUCGCUCGCCUAUUCACAGUCGCUGCGUUGAGCAUCCCCCUCGCACAAGCCUCCGUCGGCGUUCCUAAUCUUUCAGGCUGGACAUUAACGUGGUCUGACGACUUCACCGGCGCCGCCGGCUCGCUCCCCAGCUCAGAUAACUGGCUCAUCGACACCGGCACCAGCUAUCCCGGCGGUGCCGCCAACUGGGGCACGGGAGAAGUCCAGACCUAUACCGCGGAUCCGGCAAACCUGAGCCUCGAUGGCAAAGGCGUUCUCAAGAUCACUGCCCUGAAGGGCGGUGCCUGCGGCGGCAGCGGCCAAUGGACAUCGGCGCGCAUCGAGACACGUCGGACAGACUUCGCUUGCAAGGCCGGCGGUAUGAUGCGAAUCGAGGCCAGUCUGAAUCUUCCCAACGUUGCCAAUGGCGUUGGGUACUGGCCGGCCUUUUGGACUCUCGGAAGCCCAUUCAGGGGCAACUAUUGGAACUGGCCCUCCAUUGGGGAGUUUGACAUUAUGGAGAACGUCAACUCCGUCGACCGUGUGUGGGCAACCAUGCACUGCGGCAGCAACCCUGGCGGACCUUGCAAGGAGACCACCGGCUUCGGCAACUACAAAGAUUGUCCCGGGAAGCCGUGCCAGGGCAACUUCCACAAGUUCACCUUCGAGAUCGACAGGACCAAGUCGGUCGAGGCCGCGAGAUGGUAUGUCGACGACAUCAUCUACUGGCAGAUCCUGUCUACCGACCUGCCUGCCGAUGUAUGGGCGCAGACGGCGCAUAACAACGUCUUCAUCCUUCUGAACCUGGCCAUGGGAGGAUCCUUUCCUGACGGCAACUAUGGUGCCAAGACGCCCCUAGAGUCGACCGUCUCAGGAGGUGUUUACCAGAUUGACUACGUCGCCGUCUACAACAAGUAG